This is a messenger RNA of Ichthyophthirius multifiliis, 552 nucleotides long. RefSeq lists its product as hypothetical. Gene Ontology annotation, biological process: UDP biosynthetic process; CDP biosynthetic process; 'de novo' pyrimidine nucleobase biosynthetic process. Gene Ontology annotation, molecular function: UMP kinase activity; ATP binding. The transcript is spliced from 4 exons. NCBI's taxonomy places the organism in Eukaryota, Ciliophora, Oligohymenophorea, Hymenostomatida. The record is from RefSeq and is a predicted model, not a curated record. Gene Ontology annotation, cellular component: cytoplasm; nucleus.
AUGGAAAUAGGACCAGGUGCAGGAAAAGGAACCUAAUGUGCAAAAUUAGUUUAAGAUAAAGGAUAUAUACAUCUAUCAGCUGGAGAUUUGUUAAGAGAAGAGAGGUAAAAUCCAAAUAGUUAAUAAGGUGAAUUAAUUGAAAGUUAUAUAAAAGAAGGAAAAAUAGUUCCUAGUGAAAUCACAGUGGCUUUACUAAAAUUAGCAAUGGAAAAAAACGGAUGGAGCAAAUAAUUCCUUAUUGAUGGUUUCCCAAGAAAUUUUGAGAAUUUAGAAAAAUGGAAUUUAAAAAUGGGUAAUAUAACCGAAUUCUAAUGUGUUUUAUUUUUAGAUUGUAAUGAAGAAACCAUGAUUUAAAGAAUUUUAAAAAGAUCAGAAAACUCAGGGAGAAGUGAUGACAAUAUUGAUUCAUUAAAAAAAAGAUUAAAAACUUACGAAGAGUCAACAAAACUUAUAAUUGAAUAUUAUUAAUAAUAAGGAAAGAUUAUUUAUGUAAAUGCAGAAUAGACUUCACUUGAUGUAUCCAAAGAAAUAUAUUAAAAACUACAAUUAUGA